Molecule: messenger RNA, 2265 nt
Organism: Enhydra lutris kenyoni (northern sea otter)
Lineage: Eukaryota; Metazoa; Chordata; Mammalia; Carnivora; Mustelidae
Product: spermatogenesis associated 2
Exons: 3
Coding region: 378-1940 (520 amino acids)
Biological process (GO): regulation of necroptotic process; protein linear deubiquitination; regulation of tumor necrosis factor-mediated signaling pathway
Cellular component (GO): cytoplasm
Source: RefSeq, a predicted model, not a curated record
GACCCGGGGGUGGGGUCCCCUUGCAGCCGGCGCGGGCGACGGGCGGCCCUGCCUUUUCGGCCUCCUGAGGGCCCAGCUUGUCCUUAGGAUCCUCACUCCGCCGAGGGUUGCCUCGCAGACUCCUGGGACCGGCCAUGAGUGGCUCAGGGCAGCUCAGCAGGAACACCCCCUCUUCGGGGACUAACCAAGCGGGAGGCCACCCUGACUCCACCGGGAUGCAGUUACCGCGCAGUGGUCCCCAGUCUAGUCUCUGGCAGCAGAUCUGGAGCGCGCCCCUAGUGCGGGUGGGCACCAUGUCAGUGCUUUUAGCCAUGGCCCUGCCUCGAACCCAGAAACCAUGGAGGAGAUAAGGUAGCCCCUCCCCGUCUCUGGAUCAGAUGGGGAAGCCCAGUUCAAUGGAUACGAAAUAUAAGGAUGACUUAUUUCGGAAGUACGUGCAGUUCCAUGAGGGCAGAGUGGACACCACCCCUAGCAAGCAACGGCCUGGCAGUGAUGAGUACCUUCGAGUGGCAGCCUCAGCCCUGCUCAGCCUACACAAGGUGGAUCCCUUCUAUCGAUUCCGGCUGAUCCAGUUCUAUGAGGUGGUGGAGAGCUCCCUGCGCUCACUCAGCUCCUCCAGCCUGCGGGCUUUGCACUGCGCCUUCAGCGUGCUGGAAACGGUGGGCAUCAACCUCUUCCUCUACCCGUGGAAGAAGGAAUUCAGAAGCAUCAAGACCUACACGGGCCCCUUCGUUUAUUAUGUCAAGUCGUCGUUACUGGAAGAGGACGUCCGAGCCAUCCUGCAUUACAUGGGCUACGUGCCUGAGUUAGGGACUGCGUACAGACUCAAGGAGCUCGUGGAGACCCUCCAGGUGAAGAUGGUCUCCUUUGAGCUCUUUCUGGCCAAGGUGGAGUGUGAGCAGAUGCUGGAAAUCCACUCACAAGUCAAGGACAAGGGCUACUCCGAGCUGGACGUGGUGAACGAGCGCAAAAGCAGCACGGAGGAUGUGCGCGGCUGCUCGGAGGCCCUGCGGCGGCGGGCCGAGGGCCGGGAGCACCUGACGGCCUCCAUGGCCCGCGUGGCGCUGCAGAAGUCGGCCAGCGAGCGGGCGGCCAAGGACUACUACAAGCCGAGGGUGACCAAGCCCUCGAGGUCGGUAGAUGCCUACGACAGCUACUGGGAGAGCCGGAAGCCACCCCUGAAGGCCUCGCUGAGCCUGCGGAAGGAGCCCGCGGCGCCAGACGUGGGGGACGAUCUCAAGGAUGAGAUCAUUCGCCCGUCUGCCUCGCUGCUGACCAUGUCCAGCUCCCCCCACGGAAGCCCGGAUGACCUGCCGUCCCCUUCCCCCAGCAACGGCCUCAGCCUGCUGCGUGGCACAUACUUCUCCGCUCAGGACGACGUGGAUCUGUAUACAGACUCGGAGCCCAGGGCCGCAUACCGGAGGCAGGACGCCCUGCGGCCGGACGUGUGGCUGGUCCGAAACGAUGCCCACCCCGUCUACCACAAGCGCUCACCCCCCGCCAAAGAGUCCUCCCUGUCCAAGUGCCAAAACUGUGGGCUGUCCUGCAACUCCUCCCUCUGCCAGCGCUGCGACAGCCUGCUCGCCGGUCCCCCAGCCUCCAAGCCCGGCGCCUUCUCUGGCAAGCCCUCCGCCCACGACAGCCUGGCCCACGGUUCGUCUCUGCGGGAGAAGUAUGCUGGCCAGACCCAGGGCCUCGAGCGGCUGCCGCACCUCCACCCGAAACCCAAGACCCCCACCACAGCCACCUCCCGCUGUGGCUUCUGCAACCGCCCGGGCGCCACCAACACCUGCACCCAGUGUUCGAAAGUGUCCUGCGACGGCUGUCUCAGCGCCUACCAUUACGACCCCUGCUGCAAAAAGAAUGAGCUGCACAAGUUCAUGCCCAACCACCAGCUGAACUACAAGUCCACCCAGCUCUCCCAUCUCGUGUACAGAUAGACUGGACCUUGCACCCCUGCUCCAAGGGCUACGCUACUGACUUUCCGGUUCCCCGCUCCGGGGAAGAAGUGUUAGUGUGUUGAUCUCAGAAGCAGAGACCUGCAUCCGACCGUGUAGGUGUCAGGGGAUCGUGGGCUUGGCUGCGCCAUGUGGGAGCUCACUGGGUGGCCCAGAUAGUCCAUCUGAUGGCUGCUUUGUCGCCUGACAAGGGAGAGAGGGUGGCACUUCCGUUCAGAUUCAUUCUUGCUAAUCUCUCCACUCCCUGUUGCGUUGUUUGUUUUAUUUUCGGAGAGGAUUUCUAACUCCGAGACCUUUGUCAACAGCC